AUGUAAAGAGUUUAAGGUGUUCUUAAUUGUCAAAUAGAUGGUCAUCGUGAAAGUGUUAUUAUUGGUGUAUGUGUUAAUAAGGAAUGUUAACACAAAAGGCCUUUUUGUGUUGGAUGUUAAUAUUAAUUUCAUAAUACUCAUAUUGAUGACUUAAAAUGUUUUAAUGAUCUUAAAAAUUGGAAUUGUUAAAAUACUCAAAUAAUUGAGAAUCUUAAAAAUUAUCUAGAUGAUUUAAAUGGGCUUAUUAAAAAAAUUUCUAAUUUAAUAGAAGCUACUUCUUAAAAAAAUACUUAUUAGAAUUUCUAGGAAAUGAAUUUUACUGAUUUGCACAACAGUAUAAAUAACUAAAUUGCUUUAUGGAAUCAUUAAUAAUAAAUGUAAGCUCUUUUAUAAGAGUUAUUUCCUACAAAUGCUAGAAAUAAAAUUAAAAAUAUUUGCCCAAUAUAAUUAAUUAAUUUUCCUGGGAAAAUAAAUUCUAGUGUUAAUAAUUUAGAAAUGAAAAAAAUUAUACAAGGGUAAGAUUAUUCGAAAGGGGCUUAAGGAUUAAGAUAAAAUAUGUAAAAUUAAAAUAACAUUUAAAUUCAGUCAUAUCCGGACGUAAGUAAAUUUUCAUAAAACAUAACUAUCGAAUAAGCAAAUUUAUAAACUCCUUAAAAAAUCAGAGAUUAAUAAACUAAUAUAAAUUUUGAGAGAUAAAAUCAACAUAUAAUACAAAAACUAAAUUAAAAAAAUGAAAAGUAUUUAGGUUCAAACUAUUGUAAUUUAUAAAAUAACAAUACCAAAACAUAACAAUCACUCAGCAUUUAAGAACGCACAAAGCUACAAAAUCCCAACCAAAAUAUAUUUAGAAAGAAUAGUCCUCCUCGAUUAAACCCCACAAAUUCUACAACUUUUAGAAAUAAUGAUUUUAAAUUUCCAAAAUGA
This is a messenger RNA of Paramecium pentaurelia, 924 nucleotides long. Lineage: Eukaryota; Ciliophora; Oligohymenophorea; Peniculida; Parameciidae. The record is from the annotation of a GenBank genome assembly.